This is a messenger RNA of Brachypodium distachyon (stiff brome), 1781 nucleotides long. RefSeq names its product squalene synthase. Lineage: Eukaryota; Viridiplantae; Streptophyta; Magnoliopsida; Poales; Poaceae. Bases 228 to 1436 code for a protein of 402 amino acids. Gene Ontology annotation, cellular component: endoplasmic reticulum membrane. Gene Ontology annotation, molecular function: squalene synthase [NAD(P)H] activity. Gene Ontology annotation, biological process: lipid biosynthetic process; farnesyl diphosphate metabolic process. The record is from RefSeq and is a predicted model, not a curated record. The transcript has 14 exons.
AACAGAAAGAGGUCACCGGCCAGGACAGAAAACCCGAGUGGGUUCAAAAAGGCGCCAGCGCGGCGGACGGCGACACCACGCACGCACGCAGCGCCGCCUCGGCGACAUCGCCCUAUAAGAUCCGAGCCCGCUGCUGCUCGAUUGAUCGAUAGAGAGAAGAACGAGAGGCGGUUUUGGUUGUUCAGGUGGGGAGGAGGAGAGAUUUGGGUUGGCGGAGGGGCGAGGCGAUGGGGGCGCUGUCGCGGCCGGAGGAGGUGGCGCCGCUGGUGAAGAUGGCGGCGGCGGCGUGGCGGAUCAGGCGCCAGAUCCCGCCGCAGGAGCACUGGGCCUUCGCCUACGACAUGCUCCAGAAGGUCUCCCGCAGCUUCGCGCUCGUCAUCCAGCAGCUCGGCCCCGACCUCCGCAAUGCCGUCUGCAUCUUCUACCUCGUGCUCCGAGCCCUGGACACCGUUGAGGAUGACACUGGCGUCCCUACCGAGGUGAAGCUGCCGAUCCUUCAGGAAUUCUACCGACACAUCUACAACCCUGACUGGCAUUUUUCAUGUGGAAGAGGGCACUACAGAGUGCUGAUGGAUAAUUUUAGACACGUCUCCAUUGCUUUCUUGGAGCUGGAUCAAGGAUAUCAGAACGCAAUUGAAGAAAUCACCAGGCGGAUGGGAGCAGGAAUGGCAAUAUAUAUAUGCAAGGAGGUUGAAACUGUUGAUGACUAUAAUGAGUACUGCCACUAUGUAGCAGGGCUAGUAGGUUAUGGACUUUCCAGGCUCUUUCAUGCUACAGGAACAGAAGACCUGGCUUCAGAUCAACUUUCGAAUUCAAUGGGCUUAUUUCUGCAGAAAACCAAUAUUAUAAGGGAUUACUUGGAGGACAUAAAUGAGAUACCGAGGUGCCGUAUGUUCUGGCCUCGAGAAAUAUGGAGUAAAUAUGCUGAUGAACUUGAGGAUCUUAAAUAUGAGGAGAAUUCAGAAAGGGCGGUGCAGUGCUUGAAUGAUAUGGUGACAAAUGCUUUGAUUCAUGCUGAAGAUUGCCUUCAGUACAUGUCAGCAUUGAAAGAUAAUGCCAACUUCCGUUUUUGUGCAAUACCUCAGAUAAUGGCAAUUGGAACCUGUGCUCAGUGCUACAACAAUGUGCAAGUCUUUAGAAGAGUUGUUAAGAUGAGGCGUGGGCUCACGGCACGAAUAAUGGAUGAGACAAAAUCGAUGUCAGAUGUCUAUACUGCUUUCUAUGAGUUCUCUUCAUUGCUUGAAUCCAAGAUUGAUGAUAAUGACCCAAGUGCUGCGAUAACACGGGAACGUGUUGAUGCAAUAAAGAAACGUUGCAGAUCAUCGGGUUUGCUUAAGAGAAGGGGAUAUGACUUGCAGAAGUCACAGUAUCGACCUAUGCUGAUCUUGCUUGUACUUAUGCUGGUGGCUCUUAUGUUGGCUGUACUUGCCAAGUAAUUCAAUCGACAUAGUCCAUGCUGGGAAACCACCUAGACUAUCCGGUUUUGUUUCUGUCACCAAGUUGGAACGUCAACUGGAUGCACGUGCUGACUGCAGAUGGAUAUGGUCGCAUAUUAUGCCAUGCCUCGCUAAUCUUAAUUCUUUUGUUCUUCAGUUUUCUCAUCCAUAUAUUUGUUUGAACUUUGAUGUUGUUUGAAUUUAGGAGUAAUUUGUAAAAUGUAUCCUACAAAUUUGGCAUGGUGCCCUGUUUGAAUUGCCUUCUGGUAAUUUAUGACUUAUCUAUGUAAUGAUGAUCAUUUGUCGUACUAUAUGCGUGGUUGUACUCCUAUUUCGUUUUCGUAA